Molecule: messenger RNA, 2640 nt
Organism: Taeniopygia guttata (zebra finch)
Lineage: Eukaryota; Metazoa; Chordata; Aves; Passeriformes; Estrildidae
Gene: DPYSL3
Product: dihydropyrimidinase like 3
Biological process (GO): actin crosslink formation
Cellular component (GO): cytoplasm; cytosol
Molecular function (GO): hydrolase activity, acting on carbon-nitrogen (but not peptide) bonds, in cyclic amides
Source: RefSeq, a predicted model, not a curated record
CCCGCCCCGCGGCCCGGCCCGGCCCGCCCCAUCCUGCCCCGUCCGUCCCGUCCCGGCGGCGCGGCGGGGAUGGCGGCGGACGGGUGGCGCGACGACGAGGAGCUGCCGGUGUACCUGGCGCGGCCCGGCACGGCGGCGGUGCCUCGUCAGAAGCGCGGGGGCCUCUUCUGCAACGUCGAGGGCGCCUUCGAGAGCAAGACGCUCGACUUCGGGGCACUGCACGUUGGGCAGCGCCGCGCCCCGCCGCCCGUCCGCCCCGGCCCCGACCCUCCGCCCGGCACGGUCCCCGGCCCCGGCCCGGCCGCUGGCGACGUCCGCGCCUCCUCCGGCCAAGAGCAGCUCCAGGACGCGGCCCCCGCGGACGACACGAGUGAUCGUCUCCUUAUUAAAGGAGGGCGAAUAGUCAAUGAUGACCAGUCAUUCUAUGCUGACAUUUACAUGGAGGAUGGCCUCAUAAAGCAGAUUGGAGACAACCUGAUUGUUCCUGGAGGGGUCAAAACCAUAGAAGCCAAUGGGAAGAUGGUGAUCCCUGGAGGAAUUGAUGUCCACACUCGUCUGCAGAUGCCAUACAAGGGAAUGACCUCUGUGGAUGACUUCUUCCAAGGAACAAAAGCAGCUCUGGCUGGUGGAACCACCAUGAUUAUGGAUCAUGUGGUGCCAGAGCCGGAGUCCAGCCUGGCCGAGGCGCUGGAGCGGUGGCGGGAGUGGGCUGAUGGCAAGGCCUGCUGUGACUAUGCCUUGCACGUGGACAUCCCACGCUGGAGCGACCAUGUCAAGCAGGAGCUGCACGCCAUGGUCCAGGAGAAAGGUGUUAACUCCUUCAUGGUGUAUAUGGCCUACAAGGAUUUGUACCAGAUGUCCAACACUGAGCUGUAUGAGAUUUUCAGCUGCCUGGCAGAGCUGGGUGCCAUAGCUCAAGUUCAUGCAGAAAACGGGGAUAUAAUUGCACAGGAACAAGCCAGGAUGUUGGAGAUGGGAAUAACAGGCCCUGAAGGCCAUGUGCUGAGCAGACCUGAGGAGCUGGAAGCAGAAGCUGUCUUCCGGGCCAUCACUAUUGCCAGCCAGACCAACUGUCCUCUCUACGUGACUAAAGUGAUGAGCAAAAGUGCUGCUGACCUCAUCUCACAAGCCCGAAAAAAAGGCAUUGUGGUGUUUGGUGAGCCCAUCACAGCCAGUCUGGGGACUGAUGGAACGCACUACUGGAGCAAGAACUGGGCGAAGGCUGCGGCAUUUGUGGUCUCUCCACCACUGAGUCCAGACCCAACCACUCCUGACUACCUUAACUCCCUCCUGGCCAGUGGUGAUCUGCAGGUGUCGGGAAGUGCUCACUGUACCUUCAGCACUGCACAGAAAGCCAUUGGAAAAGACAACUUCACGGCGAUCCCAGAAGGAACCAAUGGCAUAGAGGAACGAAUGUCUGUCAUCUGGGACAAGGCAGUGGCCACUGGAAAGAUGGAUGAAAACCAGUUUGUGGCUGUCACAAGCACUAAUGCUGCCAAAAUCUUCAACCUGUAUCCACGGAAAGGGAGAAUAGCAGUGGGCUCGGACAGCGAUCUGGUUAUAUGGGAUCCUGAUGCUGUAAAAAUCAUCACAGCAAAAACCCAUCAGUCUGUGGCUGAAUAUAACAUCUUUGAGGGGAUGGAGCUCCGUGGGGCCCCACUGGUUGUCAUAUGCCAGGGGAAGAUCAUGCUGGAGGAUGGCAACCUGCAUGUGACCCAAGGGACUGGACGAUUCCUGCCCAGCAGCCCUUUCCCUGACUACGUCUACAAGCGCAUCAAAGCCAGGAGGAAGAUGGCAGAGGUGCAUGCUGUGCCCCGGGGCUUGUAUGACGGACCCGUGUUUGACCUGACCACCACCCCCAAGGGGAGCACCCCUGCGGGGUCAACCAGGGAGUCCCCCACACGUCAGACACCACCCGUCAGAAAUCUCCAUCAGUCUGGAUUCAGCCUGUCAGGUACCCAGGUUGAUGAAGGCAUGCGCUCAGCAAGCAAGCGCAUUGUUGCACCCCCGGGAGGCCGCUCCAACAUCACCUCCCUGAGCUAAAUGUCCCGGCUGAGGAGGAAACAAAAUCCCUGUUCAAGCAAAGGAAGAAAAAUGGUACAUUGGUGUUGAAGAAUGAAAAGAAACAAACCUGUUCUGAAGAAUCAAUAAGCCUCAAGCCUUAUGUUUCACAAAUGCUACUUGCUACCUAGCUUUAAAGAUGUUGCUUCAUUUUGUUUUUGCAUAGCCUUAAAGUUCUGUUGUUGUUACUGUUGUGGGUUUGGUUGGAUUAUGUUUUGCUCUUCCUCUCUGUAUGCAUGCUGCUCGGACAGGUUGCUGGGUUCAGUGUUAUUGGUGUUGAAUGUGUGUGGGAUGCCGUGGUGUGGGACAGUGGGAACGGCCCACAGGCGACCCGGCCAGGCAGGUGAGGGGGCAGGGUCUGGCCGGAGGCAGGAUGUCAGAUGGGGAGGGCAGGUGCACUGAGCUCGUUGGGAGAGGUGGGUCUGUCAUAUUCAUCUCCUUCAUCUCCACCCAAUGCUCUGGAGUUUCAUCAUGAGGCCUGUGGGGGAGCUUGAAUCACCUCUGUAACAGCUGUCACAGCACCUUGUGUAAGUUUUACUACUUUGUACACUUUAUUAAAAAAAAAGUUGUUCCUUCAAA